Messenger RNA from Paramecium primaurelia, 1323 nucleotides. The record is from the annotation of a GenBank genome assembly. Lineage: Eukaryota; Ciliophora; Oligohymenophorea; Peniculida; Parameciidae.
AUGGACAUGGAUUUGCUCAGUUUUACCUGUAUUAGACCUCAUACUUUUUUUUCUAAAACAUAUUACUUGAAAGUAACGGAUGAUGAAGUUUUGAUAUCAGCUGUAACCUUAUGAUUCUAAUAUUCAGUUUAGCAAUUAUUAGAACCCCAAAUAUCGUAUAGAACUUAAAUUAACAACAUAAAUUUUAUGGAAAAUGGGAAAACAAUCAUUAAAAGCAUUUGGAAUAGUUUACCAGAAUAAAAUUAAAUAUUUUGAAGCAUAGUAAAUACAUCUUGAAACUUUGAAAAAUGUUAUUGGUGGUAAAGUGAUUUAUAGAAAUAUGGCAUCAUUUUAUGAACCAGUUAAAUUAAUAGGAGAGGGAUUGUCAGCAAAAGUAAAUUAAUUUAUUAAAAUUAGGUAUUUUAAAGCAUAGAUAAGUAAAGUAAAAAAGCAGUUGCUGUGAAAAUGAUAAAAUAAGAAUUUGGAAGAGAAGACCAAGCAUUGGUAAAUAAAUUAAAUUAAUUUUCAUUUAAGGACAUAGUCAAAACAGAAGUAUCAAUCUUAAAGUAGCUAAACCAUUAAAAUAUAAUAAAAGUACUUGAAGUUUAUGAAAAUGAUUAAACAUUUUGGAUAGUUUAAGAAUUUGUAGCUGGAACUCCAUUAAGUGAAACAUUGAAACAAAAACUACCCAGUGAAUAGAUAAAAACUAUAAUGAUUGUAUAAUAUAUAUAAUAUAUUAAUAGGGACUAUUGAAUACAAUAAGUUAUUUACAAUCUUAAAAAAUUGUUCAUAGAGAUAUAAAACCAGAAAAUAUUAUUAUAUAGAAAGACAAUUCUAUAAAAGUAAUAGAUUUUGGAUUUGCAGCAAAUCUUAAGUUUGGAUCAGUCAGCAGUGUAUGUGGUACUCCAGGAUAUUAUGCUCCUGAAGUAUUAAGAUAGAAAGAAUCAAGUUAUAAUUCAGACAUGUUUAGUGUUGGUGUUGUUUUAUUUAAUUUGUAAAGAAUUCUCAAAAACUAUUAGAAUAACAAAUCAACCAAUGCUUAAAUCUAAAAUGUAUAAUGCAUAGCAAUUUGUAGCUGAUGAAGAAGCAGCAGAUCUUCUAAAGAAAAUGUUAGAAGUGGAUCCUAAUAAAAGAAUUACUGCUACAUAAGCAUUGGAGCAUCCUUAUUUUAAAGAUAAAAUGGAAAAAACUAGUUAUGAAAAAUAGGAUAGUCAUUAUCCUUCAGAAAAUAAAAUUAUAUAAUAAUAAUAAUACUAAUAAUAGUAGUUAAAUAAUCAAUAAUAUUAGUAAAAGAAAAGUAAUAAAAGUUUAGAUGCUAAAACUACAAAUAUUAUUGAUUAAUGA